Sinocyclocheilus rhinocerous is the source of this 593-nucleotide messenger RNA. RefSeq lists its product as uncharacterized. The coding region runs from base 33 to 512 and encodes 159 amino acids. The record is from RefSeq and is a predicted model, not a curated record. The transcript is spliced from 4 exons. Lineage: Eukaryota; Metazoa; Chordata; Actinopteri; Cypriniformes; Cyprinidae.
UUGGCACCAGCAGAGAGGUCAGAGAGGUGGGCAUGGGCAUCAACAGAGAUGUGAGAGAGGUGGGCAUGGGCCCUAACAGAGAGGUCAGAGAGGUGGGCAUGGGCCCCAACAGAGAGGUCAGAGAUGUGAGAGAGGUGUGCAUGGGCCCUAACAGAGAGAUCAGAGAGGUCAGAGAUGUGGGCAUGGGCCCUAACAGAGAGGUCAGAGAGGUGAGAGAGGUGGGCAUGGGCCCCAACAGAGAGGUCAGAGAGGUGAGAGAGGUGGGCAUGGGCCCCAACAGAGAGGUCAGAGAGGUGAGAGAGGUGGGCAUGGGCCCCAACAGAGAGGUGAGAGAGGUGAGCAUGGGCCCUAACAGAGAGAUCGGAGAGGUGAGAGAGGUGAGAGAGGUGAGAGAAGUGGGUAUGGGCCCUAACAGAGAGAUCAGAGAGGUGAGAGAAGUGGGCAUGGGCCCUAACAGAGAGGUGAGAGAGGUGAGAGAGGUGAGCAUGGGCCCUAACAGAGAGGUCAGAUAGGUGAGAGAAGUGGGUAUGGGCCCGAUCAGAGAGGUCAGUGAGGUCAGAGAGGUGAGAGAGGUGAGCAUGGGCCCUAACAGA